GAAGCGUUUGGAGCGGGCGCAAUGGAGGAAGAGCUGAAAUGUCCGGUGUGCGGCUCCCUGUUCAAAGAGCCGGUCCUGAUGCCGUGCUCCCACAACGUGUGCCUGGCGUGCGCGCGCAGCAUCAGCGUGCACACGCCGGACGGGGAGCCCGCCGCGGCCGUGCAGCAGAGCCGCGCGUCGGCGGCCGGCUCGGACUGCGACUACCUGGACGUGGACAAGAUGAGCCUGUACAGCGAGACGGACAGCGGCUACGGCUCGUUCACGCCGUGCCAGCUCAAGUCGCCCAACGGGGCGCGGGUGUUCCCCGCCCCGCAGCGGCUGUGCUCGCUCACCUGCCCGCUGUGCCACCGCAGCGUCUCCCUGGAUGAGCGAGGGCUGCGCGGCUUGCCUCGCAACCGGCUCCUGGAGGCCAUCGUGGCGCGGUACCGGCAGAACCGCGCCGCCGCCAACUCCAGCUCCGGGGCGGCCAAGUGUCAGCUGUGUGACCGCAACCCGGCGGACGCGGCGGUCAUGUGCGAGCAAUGCGACGUGUUUUACUGCAACGCCUGCCAGCAAAGGUGCCACCCGUCCCGCGGCCCGCUCGCCAAGCACCGCCUGGUCCCGCCGCCCAAGCAGCGGCCGGGACAGCCGCCGGCCACCGCGCGGAAGCCGGCGACGUGCGCGGACCACGAAGCGGAGAACUUCGUCAUGUACUGCUGCGACUGCAGGGCGCCCGUGUGCGCCAAGUGCGCCGACGAGGGACGGCACGCCAAACACGACGUCAAGCCCAUCGCCCUCAUGUGGAAGCAGCACAAGUGUCAACUCUCGCAGGCCCUCAACGGCGUCUCGGACAAAGCCAAAGACGCAAAAGAGUUCCUAGUCCAACUCAAGAACAUGCUGCAGCAGAUCCAGGAGAACGGCGUGGACUUCGAGGCGUGCCUGGUGGCUCAGUGCGACUCGCUCAUCGAGGCGCUGACUCGACAGAAAGCCAAACUCCUCACAAAAGUCACCAAGGAGAAGGAAUACAAGCUGAAGGUGGCGCGUGACCAGAUCACCCACUGCACCGUGAAGCUGCGGCAGACCACGGGCAUGAUGGAGUACUGCCUGGAGGUGCUCAAGGAGAACGACCCCAGUGGCUUCCUCCAGAUCUCGGACGCCCUGAUCAAGCGCGUGGCGUCGUCUCAGGAUCAGUGGGUCAAAGGCAACCUGGAGGCCAAGGUGGGCCCCGACUUUCAGCUGACGCUCAACACGGACGCUCUGCUGCAGACCAUCCUGCACCUGGAUUUCUGCCAGGGCAAAGACGUGCAGGAAGGUUCCAUAAUGAAACAAAUGCAGCAGGCAGCAGGCAGCGCUGAAGCUGACACCGACACACAAACUCCAGGAGUGGAGUCGGGACCCUCGGUGCCGCCGGCUCCCCUCCUGCAGCUGGAGAAGUGCUGCAGCGGCAACAACAGCGCCACCCUGGCUUGGAGGGUCACGGCGCCCCAAGCGGCGCCCAUCGAGGGAUACAUACUGGAGCUGGACGACGGCAACGGCGGACAGUACAGGGAGGUGUAUGUGGGGAAGGAGACGGUGUGCACGGUGGACGGCCUCCACUUCAACAGCUCGUACAACACCAGAGUGAAGGCCUACAACGCCGUGGGCGUGGGGCCCUACAGCAAGACCGUGGUGCUCAAGACCUCCGACGUGGCCUGUUUCGCCUUUGACCCCACUUCGGCUCACCGGGACAUCGUCCUGACCAACGACAAUCAGACGGUGUCGUGUAACAGCUACGACGACCGCGUGGUGCUCGGCACCGCCGCCUUCUCCAAGGGCCUCCACUACUGGGAAGUCUACGUCGAUCGCUACGACAACCACCCGGACCCAGCGUUUGGCAUCGCCCGGAUCAACACGGUGAAGGACAUGAUGCUGGGCAAGGACGACAAAGCCUGGGCCAUGUAUGUGGACAACAACCGCUCCUGGUUCAUGCACAACAACUCGCACACCAACAGGGCAGAGGGGGGCAUCACGAAGGGCUCGACAGUGGGAGUCCUCCUGGAUCUGACCAAGCGCACUCUGACCUUCUUCAUCAACAAGGAACAACACGGACCGACCGCCUUCGAGAACCUGGACGGCGUCUUCAUGCCGGCCGUCAGCCUCAACAGAAACGUCCAGGUGACCCUACUGACGGGCCUGGAGGUUCCAAGGGUCCUCAAACAGUAGACGACGCCUCCCCUGGGGGCCUGAUACAAACAAGCCGACGAUGUCAACAACCUGGACUUCUGAAGGUUCCUCAGCGUCUCUGCUCCGUCAUUUGUAACAGAUUAUUCUAGAUUUAACUUCAAGUCUGUGCUCCGUCAGCUGCAGCUCGACACUAACAGUCCCUAGUACCAGUCGGAAGGCCGAUAAACGCAGCCGCACCCACAAAUAUGCAGAGUCUCAAGGGCUACGAUUUGUCAUUGCGCAUCAAGAUCCAACAACACUUUGCCUUAAGGAGGCAAACAUACGAGGAAGACAUUUUAGGGUGACGGCGCACAGGCGUUCGUUGGAGUUCAAACGGCAACUGAGGUUGUUACCGCCCUAAAAUAUUUACGAGUUCAACUUCAGCAGCAGCUGUGCGGUCACUCGAGAUUCAGUGAGGAAAAAUGUCUUCAUGGGCCGCAAGAAGGCAGUUUUGCCUAAUUCCGUUUCAGUUUUCCACCACGUGACAGAAAAAUACAAUACCUAAUCCCUAAAGUACUGAGUACGUUUGACCCUUUUAGGCCACUGUAUUUCUUGUUUGUUUUCAGCAAAGCAGAAAUGAGCCAAACUAUCUGAGAAGAAAACAGGAAAUUACCAGUUUUUGGACCUCUUAGCUCGUCUUGGCGACGAAAAACAGGGACGCUAAAAGAACAUUUGCAGUUUUCUAUCAAAAGACGAUGAAUUAGAGCAUAAAAGAGGCUUUACAUGCUUACGCUGACUACUCGCCACAACCCAAAGAAAAUCUGUGCAAAACAACAGCGGCUUGCGAGUCUCCGCGUCGGCGAGAUGAAACAUGGCCGAGCGUCUUUCUCCCUCAAACAGCAUCAGUGAUGCGUUUGCAGUGGUGGGUGAAGCAGGCGUAUUUGAAAAUCUCAAGAUAAAACGUGAAUAUUUUAUACGCAAGGUUAGGCAUGAGGCUUUUUUUUGUUGUUGUUGUCACCUCAUGGUACUUUUAUCGCGUGCUCCCUGCAGUGUUGCCUUGAAAUCAAUGAAAAGUGGCUUUUCGCUGCUGCAAAAGAACACUGUGACAUGGAAGACAACACCGAGACACUUUGAAUAACCCGAACCAAAUUUUAUUUUCAGUUAACCUGAUAGCUCACAUGAGAGUGUGUAAAACCUCACAUGUAAUCGCAGUGCGGAAAUGAUUGGAGGCGUUACGAUGCGUUGACCGGCGGGCCUGUGUGUUUGGGGACAGUGUAAAUAACAACAAACAUGCUAAUAAUACAAAUGAGACGCAUGGUGAGCAUCAGGCAAGUUUACAAAGUAUUGUCCUGUAUCUCAAGCUGCGUUGUAAAUCGCCUCUUGCAUUACGAUUUAUGUUUAUUCUUUACUGCCAACUGCUGUGAAAGCGCGCCCUCGGCUGUCUGGAGGAGGGAUUACAGCCACUCCGCCCUCCAGCCAGGCUUGUUGAAAUGCGCUUGCUGAUCAAAAGCCAUUACAUUUCACCUUAAAUAUACUGUACAGAUAUAUAAAAUGGGUUGCUUAUUUUUCAACUACAUACAAUUGAUUCUAGUCAAUGCUAUGAGAGGCAAAAGCUAUGCCAUCAUUUUUUUUAACAUGAAUAAUGUGAAAUGUAGAUGUUAUUUUGAAUGAAGUAUAAAUUUCGAGGCUGCUGUCAGCCGAGCUCGACUCACAACAAGCCUAACAUCUUCAAAUAUUGCCAAACGUAUUGGCUCAGCUGCUUUGACUCACAUCGGACUUGAUGUGACAUCCCAUUCUGGGUUUCAUAUAUUGUCGGUCCACUCUUUGCAACGUUAGCAACUUCAACUCUCCACAAGGUUUAGGAGUGGCUUUAUGGGAUUUAUUAAUGCUUUUAAACCAUACUUCCAAAAGCAUCUCCUUCUCCGCUCGAAUUCAUCCAAAGGUGUUCUGGGGUGAGGUCAGGACUCCGUCCACGCGAAACUUUCGUAUCCAAGUCUUGCUUUGUGCACUGGUGCCUAGUCAAUCAUGUCAGAACAGGAAGAGGCCAUCGCCAUUCGCAGAAGAUUUGAAGAUGUUACAGCUGCAAAAAGGUGGACUGACAUCAUAUGAAACCCUGUGGAUUAAGAGUAUGAUCCCACUCAAGUUCAUAUGCGAACCAAGGCACACGAGAGAAUACUUUUGCCAACAUAUUGUAUAUAUUAUAUGGACAAAUGUAUCGAGACACGCCUCUUAAUCAAUUAUUUCCUCAUUUAGGGGUAGGCCUAGCUCUUACUUCUUCAUCUUAUCAUGACAUUUUCAACUCUUAUAUGCAUCCAACCUCGUGGGAAGAGUUUUGGAAGGUGUCCUUUUUAUUUCCAGGUCCAUAAAGGCACGUUUGGAUGGCUUUGGUGUGUAGUAACACCACAUCCAAGCCAGAACUUCUUCUCAGGUCUAACAUCAUUGACCCCCCCGACCACUUUCGUGAAAGGGCUUCCCGCGGGAUCCGAAUUUUAAGAACAAAAGCCCAAGGCCGUAAUCUGCAAACUUCAAAAGGUUGCUCAUUGUGUUGACUGCUGUGUGUGUGUGCGUGUUGUCGUGUAAUUGUGCGACACCGUGUCAUUUUACCUCACACUCGCCCACCCAUGAAUGUCUUAAACUUUACAAUUUAUUUAUUUAAAGGUACAGUGCUGAGUGUGGGGGGGGACGUGCAUGCCCUGAUAUUUGAAAUGAUUUAUUGUCCAAAUAUGUGAAUAUUUUUUGGUCUACGACACCCUCCUCUUCAGUUUGUUCCGUGUCAAAGUUGCUGCCGUUUCUAUUUCAAAGUGAAAAAUCCGAAGCGCUCAAUUAGCAUUUACUUCCUGCUCCCGUUUAUUCUUUAAACUUCAUGCCCCUCCUUUUGCCAAGCUGUGAAUGUUUUGUAUGACUAAACUGUUUGUAUAUGAGCGUAGGAAUAAGACAACUACACGGACAAACAAUUAUUUAUUUUGGGUUGUUUAUGAAAAGAGAAAUAAAUGACCUGCGAUGAAAUCAAGACAAAGGAAGAGUCCAGUGUGGUGCAUUCACGUCCAAGGUAGAGGUGGAAAGUUAGCAAGCCGCCAGGGGAUGCCGAUUCUUCCGCAGUCUUGUUUAUGUCCACCUUUGUUUGUUUGCGACACUUGUAUCCUCCAUUUGCAGUAAAGACGCGUGUCCGCUAGUUUCCUCAUCGUUCACAUUGUCCAUCCGAAUAAAGCAAGUCAUUGGCCCAUGAACAUUUUGCCGCGUAGGGGGGAAUUCAACUGUUCCAGAUCCAUCAUAAAACCUUUAUUAACUCUUGUUCUCAGUGACAUUUUCACCAUUCCCAAAUGUCACACUCGUGGAAAGAGAAGUUCACCGCCGGAUAAUAAAUGACGCACCCAUUGGCGACGCGUCAGGGCAGAGGGAACAAAAAGAACCUGAUGCAUAUUACAUACUGUAAUGAGCAGAAGUCUCGUGAGAUUUGUUGAUGUCACGCACCAUGAUUUCAACACUGGUUUUGCGUUUGCAUCUUUUCUAAAUCCAUAAAUGUAACUAAUCUGACUUUCGAGGGUUCCGUUGCAGUUCUGAUGACUUGUAGUUCGUGUGUAUU
This is a messenger RNA of Phycodurus eques (leafy seadragon), 5704 nucleotides long. RefSeq names its product E3 ubiquitin-protein ligase TRIM9. NCBI's taxonomy places the organism in Eukaryota, Metazoa, Chordata, Actinopteri, Syngnathiformes, Syngnathidae. The transcript is spliced from 12 exons. The coding region runs from base 22 to 2181 and encodes 719 amino acids. Gene Ontology annotation, molecular function: zinc ion binding; protein binding. The record is from RefSeq and is a predicted model, not a curated record.